Molecule: messenger RNA, 2620 nt
Organism: Bolinopsis microptera
Lineage: Eukaryota; Metazoa; Ctenophora; Tentaculata; Lobata; Bolinopsidae
Product: DNA mismatch repair protein Mlh1-like
Exons: 7
Coding region: 1-2238 (745 amino acids)
Biological process (GO): mismatch repair
Cellular component (GO): MutLalpha complex
Molecular function (GO): ATP binding; mismatched DNA binding; ATP-dependent DNA damage sensor activity
Source: RefSeq, a predicted model, not a curated record
AUGGCUCUGGAAAUAGGCAAGAUAUGUAAACUAGACGAGGUCGUAAUCAAUAGAAUAGCCGCUGGAGAAGUUGUACAACGACCUUGUAAUGCCAUCAAAGAAUUGGUUGAAAACAGCAUUGAUGCAGGAUCUGACUCGAUUACGGUAUCAGUUGAUGACGGUGGUUUGAAAAUGCUACAAAUAACUGACACAGGUCAUGGUAUCAGAAAAGAGGAUCUGGUUAUUGUUUGUGAAAGGUUCACUACAAGCAAGCUGAAAACAUUCUCGGAUCUGAGAUCUAUCAAUACUCAUGGCUUCAGAGGAGAGGCACUUGCGUCCAUCAGCCACGUUUCCUUUGUUACUAUUCAGACCAAAACUGUAUACGACAAAUGUGCAUGGGCUGCCCAUUAUAAAGAUGGAAAACUCCAUCCAAAGAAACCAGGGACAUCAGCUGACCCAAAGCCAUGUGCAGGUAAUACGGGUACAACUAUAACAGCUGAGGAUUUGUUUUACAACAUGGGAACAAGAAAAAGAGCAAUGAAUGGAAGGGAUGAGUUCAACAAGGUGGCUCACGUUAUAACUUGUUAUGCUGUUCAUAAUACUGGCAUUGCUUUCUCCCUUAAAAAAUCUGGAGAUAACAUGCCGAAAAUUCGCACUACAUCAAAAGCCUCAAAAAUUGAUACAAUAAGCAAUCUGUACGGACCUGCUCUAGGAAAAGAGCUCAUCGAAUUCUCCUGUGACGAUAAAAACUUUGCUUUCAAAUCAUCAGGCCUCCUCACCAACGCAAAUUACAGCGGGAAAUCCUUCAGAUUCCUUUUGUUCAUCAACAAUAGACUCGUAGAAUCUUCAUCCGCAAAGAAAGCAUUUGAGGCAGUUUACUCCUCUGUCUUACCUAAAAACAGCUACCCGUUUGUAUACCUUAGCAUAGAGAUAGAUCCUCAGAAUAUAGAUGUAAACGUUCAUCCAACUAAAAACGAAGUACACUUUUUGCACGAAGACGAGAUAAUAGCUGGUAUCCAGGCAAAAGCUCAGCAGACACUGUACAAGUGCUCUACUUCUCGAAACUACUACACUCAAGCCAGAUUACCGGGUUUUGACAUGGCAGCAGCUGUCGAGGAAGUGAAAGGAACAAAGAAAGUCCGAGAAGAAACUGAAAACACAAGAGUAUACGACCAUGAGCUGGUCAGGACAGAUUGUAAUCAAACCAAACUCGAUCUGUUCAUAGCUAACCAAGCAAACAAAAUAAUGUCUGAGAAAACAUCCGAACUAAACACAACUCCUACGACCUCUUUGUUCACAACACUAGACUCUGAAAAACCUGGUCCUUCCAGUAAGAAAAUGAAAUUACCCAACCCCGGAACUGCAAAUUCAUCCCGUGCUAGUACAUCCAGCGAUAACAAAGAGAACAUAGACACCAUCAAUGUGGAGGAGUUCAUUCCAAAAGAAGCCCCAAAAUCAGUUAACAACCCCACACACCGGCGCCCAAUAUAUCUAACCUCUGUGUUAGCACUUCAAGAAGAGAUCUGCAAAGCAAGACACGAGGGAGCAGUUGACCUUCUUCGUGAGCACAAGUUUGUUGGAGUGGCCAAUACUCAGUAUGCCCUCGCUCAGGUCAGGACAAAACUUUACCUGUUUGAUAUCGGCAAACUUUCUGAAGCUCUCUUCUAUCAGAAAGCAAUCUUCGAUUUUCAGAACUUCGACAUUUUCGAUUUCUCAGAACCAUCACCGAUGCAUGAGCUGAUAAUGAUAGCCUUGGAUGAUGAGAGUAGUAGCUGGAAUCCGGAUCAUGGUCCAAAGGAAGAGCUCGCUACAUUUGCCACCGACCUGCUUGUGUCCAGGAGGGAGAUGCUGGACGAUUACUUCAGUAUAAUGGUCACUAAGGAGGGGAGCUUGUCUGGUUUACCGCUGCUUGUAGAUCAGUACUACCCUCUACUUCACCAGAUUCCCAUGUUUCUGUUGAGACUAGCCACUGAGGUGGACUGGGACUCAGAGAAGGGGUGUUUUCAGACUAUAGCCCAGGAAAUUGCUAAAUUGUACGCUAUGAGGCCGAUUGAGCAAGAAAGUGAUAACUCAGCUACGCAGUCAACUCAGAACAAAAUGUCCGACCCGAACAUUCCUGAUUGGAAGUUUACGGUGGAGCACAUACUUUUCCCUCAACUCAAGUCUUUCUUUGUUCCCGAUCAAAGUGUUACAGCUAGUGGUGCUAUCCUUCAGGUCGCUGACCUUCACGAUCUUUACAAAGUGUUUGAGAGAUGUUAAAAAUAAGAAUUUUUAAUUGGACCAGUUUUAUAAUUAUUCGUUCUUCUUGUUAUAGUUUAUUUCACAAUUUGUAAUGUGGCGAUACAGCAGAGGGGUAAGUUUCAAGUGACAAGUUUUUAACACAUUUUUUAUAAUUCUAAUUAAUACAAUAGAAAUAUUUCUAUUUUUGUAUUUUGCCUUAACUUAUUGAUAUUCUAACUGAUAUAAUUUGAGAGGUUUUCUUAGUCUCUAGAAGCUUGUAAAGGUUAAUAUUUGAUUUAUCGUUAACUUGAUAUAAUAAGUAUUAUGAUUGCGUCAUAUAUACAAGCUUCUAAUAGAUUUUUGUAUCGAUGUAACAUUUUGUAAUACGAAUUAUCCAAGAUCACUACAAUUUGUUGUCCUG